This is a messenger RNA of Pipistrellus kuhlii (Kuhl's pipistrelle), 2309 nucleotides long. Its product is annotated as butyrophilin subfamily 3 member A1-like. Gene Ontology annotation, cellular component: external side of plasma membrane. The record is from RefSeq and is a predicted model, not a curated record. Gene Ontology annotation, molecular function: signaling receptor binding. The coding region runs from base 251 to 1969 and encodes 572 amino acids. Lineage: Eukaryota; Metazoa; Chordata; Mammalia; Chiroptera; Vespertilionidae. The transcript is spliced from 10 exons. Gene Ontology annotation, biological process: regulation of cytokine production; T cell receptor signaling pathway.
CUUUCCCCCACAUCAGAGACUCACCUGCAGAGAAGACCUAAGGAGUGCCUCUGCUCUGUGGUUUUCAGCUAAAAGUGCCAACUGUAAGUGGGGGAGUGGGUGAAAGCCAGGGCACCAGGUCUCUUUCGGAGAGAGGCUGAUGAGCUGGGUGAGCCUUCAGGUGAGGACACGGUGAGACCUCGUUGUUAGGGCAAGGUCAUCAUUUCUACCCACUCCUCCUGGUGUCUCUCUGUCUGCACAACAGCCCACAAUGGUGAGGUCCCUGGCCUUCCAUCUGCUCCACCUCCCCAUCUGCCUCGCCUUGGUCCAGCUGCUCACGCCCUGCUCAGCUCAGUUUGCUGUGGUUGGACCCCCUGAGCCCAUCCUGGCCAUGGUGGGUGAAGUCGCUGAGCUGCCCUGUCACCUGUCCCCAAUGAUGAGCGCUGAGACCAUGGAGCUGAUGUGGCGGCGAACUGAACUCAGGCAGGUAGUGUGUGCAUAUGCAGAUGGCAAGGAAGAAACAGAGAUAGCAGAGUAUCAAGGGAGAACUUCAAUUUUAAGAGAGGACAUCACUGAGGGGAAGGCUGCUUUGCGGAUUCUCAAUGUCAGAGCCUUUGACAGUGGAACCUACCAGUGUUUUUUCCAAGAUGGUGAUUUCCUUGCAAAAGCCCUGGUGGAGCUGAAGGUUGCAGCCCUGGGCUCUGAUCUUCACGUUGACAUGAAGGGCUAUGAGGAUGGAGGGAUCCGUGUGGAGUGCACGUCUGCAGGCUGGUAUCCGCAGCCCCACAUAGAGUGGAGAGGUGACGGGGGAGAGAGCUUGCCCGCCAUGACAGCGCCUGGGGCUACAGAUGGAGAGGGUCUGUAUGCAGUCACGUCAUCUGUGAUCCUGAAAGGCGGCUCUGGAAAGGGGGUCUCCUGUGUCGUCAGAAACCCCCUGCUCAGCCAGGAGAAGACAGCCAGGGUCUCCAUUGCAGGCCCCUUCUUCUCCAGUGCACAGCCCUGGCUGGUGGCCGUGGGGGUGACCCUUCUGGCUCUGCUGUGGCUCCUGGCUGGGGUGGUGAUCUCAUGGUGGCAACAGCAGAAGAGAAUCCAGGACUUGAUCCAAGAGAUGGAGAGGGAGCGAGCUGAGAAAGAAGCAGCACUGGCUGAGAAGCAGCAGGAGCAAAGAAAGAGAAGCUGCAGGAGGAGCUCAGUUGCAGGAAGUACAAAGCAGAAGUACCUGGCACGUGACAAGGCUCAGGCCUAUGCAGAGUGGAAGAUGGACCUUUACCAACCUGCCGACGUGAUUCUGGAUCCAGACACCGCGCACCCCAACCUCCGUAUUUCUGCGGACCAGCGGAGCUUGCAGUACACAAGUACAUGGCAGAACCUGCCAGACAACCCCAGGAGAUUUCAGGAUCGUUACUGCGUGCUGGGCCGUGAGAGCUUCAUGUCAGGCAGACACUUCUGGGAGGUGGAGGUGGGGGACAGGAAACAAUGGCAAUUCGGGGUGUGCAGGGAAAAUGUGCAGAGAAAACAUUAUGUUAAAAUAACACCCCAGAAUGGAUUCUGGACAAUAGCACUUUUGGGUGGGUAUGACUUCCAGGCUCGAACGGAUCCCCGGAGCAAACUCACAAUUGCCAACCCUCCCAAAAGAGUGGGGGUUUUCCUGGACUAUGAGAACGGGGAGGUCUCCUUCUAUGAUGCCAUCAAUGGAUCGCACAUCUUCACUUUCUCACAUGCUUCCUUCCAUGGGGCUCUGUGGCCUGUUUUCAAGCUUUUCUCAGAGGAGCCCACUGCCUUGACCAUUUGCCCAGCAAAAGAAUGUGUUGGGAAUUACCUUGGGUCUAACCCACUGCCUGGCCUUUCCCUGGAGACCCAUGUGGCCUCAGGCUCAGCUGAUAGCAAUGAGGACCCUCAGGCAGAACUACAGCCUUUGCUUGCCCAUGCCCAGUCCCGAGCUGAGGGGCUACUUAACAACAAAACUUCUCAGCAAGAACAUCUUUGCUAAAAAAUCACCGAGUGAAGCACUUUACUAGUUAUCUUUUAACUUUUCUAUAUGUCAGAUGAAAAGACCUGGUUGCAGGAAGUUAACUUUCCAAAAGUGACUCAGCUCCCUUCCUGCCACCAUAGCUCACACUCACAGAUACCUUAGAAUGUGGUGGGUGUUGGGCUAAAGACUUCAGGUGACUUUCACUCACCAAUCCUCACAGCACCCUGUGAGGUGGCCACAUUGAGCAUGUGGUAAGGGAGGCAGGGCCCAGGGAAGUGACAUGUAAUUCAUGCAGGAAGCAGUGCUGCUGGGAGGUGUUUGACCUCUGCCUCUACCUCCAGUCUGUUCCUUUGUAGCC